Lolium rigidum is the source of this 678-nucleotide messenger RNA. Its product is annotated as psbP-like protein 1, chloroplastic. Gene Ontology annotation, biological process: photosynthesis. NCBI's taxonomy places the organism in Eukaryota, Viridiplantae, Streptophyta, Magnoliopsida, Poales, Poaceae. The record is from RefSeq and is a predicted model, not a curated record. Gene Ontology annotation, cellular component: photosystem II oxygen evolving complex; extrinsic component of membrane; photosystem II. The transcript has 6 exons. Gene Ontology annotation, molecular function: calcium ion binding. Bases 1 to 663 code for a protein of 220 amino acids.
AUGGCCGCCGCAGCCGUGUCCACCGCGGCCUCCCUCACGCUCCCACGCCGCGCGGACCGCGCAGGGGAUCCUCGCUCGGAGGCGGCAUUGCUGCGUGGUAAUUUCCUCUGCGUUGUGUCGGGUGACUCGGUGGAGUGCUCCCCGUCCCCGCGGCGCCAGGUGCUCGUGGCGGGGGCUGCGGCCGCCGCGGCGUUCGUCUCCCGGCCUACUCCGGCGGCAUUCGCAGAGGGCACGAAAGGGUUCCUGGGUGUCAUCGACAGGAAAGCCGGGUACUCCUUCGUGUACCCGUUCGGAUGGCAGGAAGUGUCUGUGCAAGGCCAAGAUAAGGUGUACAAAGAUGUGAUCGAGCCUUUGGAGAGUGUCAGCAUCAACAUGAUUCCGACCAUCAAGGAAGACAUCCGUGACCUCGGUCCUCCAGAGCAGGUUGCUGAGGCUUUGGUACGGAAAGUUCUUGCUCCACCUACGCAGAAGACAAAGUUAAUUGAGGCAAAACAGACUGAAAUUGACGGAAGAGCUUACUACACUUUCGAGUUCACAGCCCAGGCUCCAAAUUUCACCAGACAUGCACUUGGUACAAUUACCAUAGCAAAUGGUAAUAACUCCUGUCUGGCAUCAUUUUCUCUUUCAAUAAGAUGUCAUGUGAAAAGUGUUGCACACCUUUGACAAGCUUCCAGCAGC